AUGUCUAUAGAUGGAACAAAGACAGCGCAGGUUUCUGCCAGUAGUGCAGAUAGCUUGGAUGAAGAGUGGCAGAAGAGUGAACAUCACAAAUCAGAAGGUACAUUUGAGGCCAGGGAGGGCCAUCACUUCUACCGGCCGAUUGAUAGCUAUGAGGGACUCCAUCGCUGGGAUCCGAAUUUUCAAUGGACGGAACAGGAAGAGAAAAGGAUUGUCAGAAUGAUUGAUGUUCGUGUAUGCACGUUCGCCUGCGUGACCUUCUUUGCAUUGCAGCUGGAUCGAGGAAACAUCGGCCAGGCACUGGCAAGUACGCUUCUACAAGAUCUGAAGAUGACCAGCAACGAUUACAACUUGGGUCAGACGAUCUUUCUGGUCUGCUUCUUGUUGGCCGAGAUGCCCUCCCAAUUACUCUCUAAGAGAAUCGGCCCAGACCGUUGGAUCCCUAUUCAAAUUGUUUCUUGGAGUCUCGUCGCGGCUUGCCAGGCCUUUUUGAAAGGGCGUGGCUCAUAUUUGGCCUGCCGAGCUCUGCUGGGAUUCCUAGAAGGCGGCUUUAUCCCUGACACAAUCCUUUUCUUGUCUUUCUUCUACAAAUCCAGUGAGCUGCCGAAAAGACUGACUUGUUUCUGGAUUUCCUACACCGUUGCCGGAAUUAUUGGUUCAUUCCUAGCCUUCGGCUUGCUACACAUUACCGACGCCAACGGCGGCGGUGCCUGGAGAUACUUAUUUGCAUACGAAGGUCUCAUAACUGGUGUGAUUGGAAUCAUCGCUGCAUUCUGGAUGCCUGCGUCACCCGUGCAAACCAAAGGAGGAUUACGCGGGAAGAACGGAUGGUUUACGGAACAUGAAGAGAAGAUCAUCGUGAACCGCGUCAUUCGGGACGAUCCUAGUAAGGGCAGUAUGCACAACCGACAAGCGGUGACCCCACGCCGCUUUUGGGAGUCGCUCAAGGAUUACCAUAUGUGGCCAAUAUAUGCUCUUGGUCUAAUCUGGAUGAUACCUACCACUCCGGCGCAAGGUUAUCUCACGCUUCAACUGCGAUCCCAGGGGUUCACAACGUUCCAGACCAAUUUGUUGGUAAUUCCAUCGGCUAUCAUUGCGAUUAUCACCAUGAUAUCUAUUACCUGGAUCGCGGAGCGUACCAACCAGCGCCUGCUGUGGGGCGUGGGAGUAGAAGUCUGGAACCUAGUCCUACUGAUUGCGCUAGAGGUGCUUCCUGCGAAAAGCAUGCCCUGGCCCCGUUGGGCGAUACUUACGCUUCUUGUUGGUGGGCCGAGCAUUCAUCCUGUUGUGGUAGCUUUGACUUCUCGGAAUGCCGGAUCUGUGCGGACUCGCACUGUUGCUUCUGCGUUGUAUAAUAUGUCUGUGCAAGUGAGCGCCAUUGCAGGUGCUAAUGUGUACCAAGCAAAGGAUGCGCCAUACUACAAAAAUGGAAACAAAGUUCUUAUUGCAUUGGCUGUCGUCAGUGGGAUUAUUUUCGUCUUCGCCAAGUUCUACUACGAUUGGUGGAAUAGGAAAAACUCUGCAGAAUGGGAUGCUAUGACAAGCGAGCAAAGAGAAGUUUACUUGCGUGAAAACCCAGUAUUGACUAACAAGAGAAUUGACUUCCGGUUUGCUCGCUAG
This is a messenger RNA of Penicillium samsonianum, 1617 nucleotides long. RefSeq lists its product as uncharacterized. The record is from RefSeq and is a predicted model, not a curated record. Lineage: Eukaryota; Fungi; Ascomycota; Eurotiomycetes; Eurotiales; Aspergillaceae. Gene Ontology annotation, biological process: transmembrane transport. Gene Ontology annotation, cellular component: membrane. Bases 1 to 1617 code for a protein of 538 amino acids. Gene Ontology annotation, molecular function: sulfate transmembrane transporter activity. The transcript is spliced from 6 exons.